Rosa chinensis is the source of this 1668-nucleotide messenger RNA. Its product is annotated as F-box protein SKIP14. The record is from RefSeq and is a predicted model, not a curated record. Gene Ontology annotation, molecular function: protein binding. The transcript is spliced from 3 exons. Bases 208 to 1587 code for a protein of 459 amino acids. Lineage: Eukaryota; Viridiplantae; Streptophyta; Magnoliopsida; Rosales; Rosaceae. Gene Ontology annotation, cellular component: cytoplasm.
UCCUUCUCUUGCAAGUUAAAAGGCCAAAAGGUCGAGUCUUGGUUGAGAGGAGAAGACUUUCUCUCCACGCGUCUCUUUCCCAACCUUCACUCUCUCUGCGCCCCUGCCCCUAAUUUUAGAGAACCCAGCUCUUUUCUUCACCUUCUAAAAUUCCCAUUUGCGCUGGUUGGUUGAUUUGCUUUGCCUCGCAAAACUCGGUGCUAUAGGAUGGCUUUGAAUCUGUCUCGUGGCUCAGUUCUGCCUAAGUAUCCUUCCCCAGAGCAUAGUUUGUGUUCUUCUGUUAGGUGUUCUAAUGGGUAUGUGAGGGAUCAAUGUAAAGAGAAGAGUUUGGAUGGUGAUGCAUCGAGUUCAAAUGCGGAGUUGAAGAAGAAUACCCAUUACAAGGGUGAAUUGGGUGGCUAUUGUGAGCCUUCCGUUGAUGAUAUUCUUGAUAGGUUGCCUGUUGAUCCUUUUGGGAUGGAUAUGAGUUCUACUUUUACGGCGAUUAGUGGUUGGCUUGAGGAUUUUGAGAAGGGGUGUGAGUCUUAUGGGUUUGGGGUGGAUGAACAGAAGAGGAAGGUGGUGGAUGGUGGGUUGUUUGCUGGUCUGAAUUGGGUUUGGAACAGCGCUGUGAUAUUUCAGCCGGAACUGGGUGAGGUGAAGUUUGAUGGAAUAUCGAUUCCAUAUGAUAGCUUUGAUGGGUUUGGGAUCAAUGAUGGAGGUUUUGUAUUGGACGACAAUGUGGAGGAGUUUCUGGGUUUUGGCCAUGUGGUGAACUUGGAUGUUGGUUAUGGAGCUAAGGAACUGCCGGUUGGAACUAUGGAAAGGCCAGAAUGUAGCAUAAAGAAUUUUGAUAGUGAAGGCGGUGCUCCACAUGAUGCUAUGUUUUAUGCAUUGGGUUAUCUCGGCGUUCAGGAUCUUCUUUCAGUUCAACGGGUUUGCAGGUCUUUGAAUCAUGCAGUCAAAAGUGAUCCUCUUUUAUGGAGGAGCAUUAACAUUGAUUGGCCAUUGAAUGAGAGGAUCAAUGAUGAUGCUCUUGUAAAUUUAACUAGCAGGGCUCAGGGUAAUCUUCAAACCUUAAGUCUAGUGCAUUGUGCAUGGAUUACCGAUGUUGGGCUGCAUCGCGUGUUUGACAGCAAUCCAAGGCUGACAAAAUUAAGUAUUCCAGGAUGUAUAAAAAUAAGUGUUGAGAGCAUCUUGUUAAACCUAAGGACCUUGAAGUCUGCAGGCAAACCUGGAAUAAAGCAGUUAAGAAUUGGAGGUCUCUCUGGUAUAACAGACAAGCAGUUCGAAGAGUUAAAAUUCUUGCUGGGUGCAGAUAACCAUACCCAGGUUAAAUCCCCAAAACCACGGUAUUUUCAUGGUGGGCUAUCGUACCUCUCUUGUGAUGAUGAUUGCGCCAUUGACAUUGAAGCAUGCCCCAGGUGCCAGAGACUAAGUUUAGUUUAUGAUUGCCCAGCAGAGAGUUGCCAAGGGAAAUAUCAGAAGGCUCAGAUGUGCAGGGCUUGCAUACUCUGCAUAACUCGCUGUAUUAGCUGUGGGUGUUGCCUUGGAGACUGCGAUUAUGUGGAGACUCUGGCAUUAAAGAAACUUUUAGAGAAACUUUAGAGAAACUUUUAGCCAUAUUUUGAAUUGCACUUAAAGAGUCCUGAAUCUUCAACAUGUUCACUUACUAGGUCAUUGUCCAUU